AUGAAUUAUGAUGGAAAACGAAUUCAUCAAGGAAUAAAGACAUUUUGGAAAAUCUCCGGACAAAGUGAUAGAGUUUUAUCACCAUCUGCAAGAGGAUCUGAUUUUUAUCAAGGAAUUAUUCUUGAUACAAACAUUAUUUUGCCAGAAAAUGAAGAUAAAAUAAUUUUAGAUUAUACGCUUCAGAAUAAUGGCACAACAGCAAAGAAAAUUGAUUUAUAUUUUAGAACUCGUCUUUACUUUGGCAAUGAAGGUAAGCUUCAAAUCGAACCUUUUGGGGAUUAUCAAGGAUAUCGUUAUUCUAAUCCUAAUACAAAUGAAGAAAUGUAUCUGAUUUCAAGAGGUGGAGAAUACGCAAAUGCUUAUUCAAAUUAUCAUAGUCAGUAUUAUGAAUACAAUUUUUAUACAAAUAUGGAUCCAAGACGAUAUAUUCAAUUUACCAAUCUUUUAAUAUACUGGAAAGACAAACUAAUCGAUGUUGAUGAAGUAGUUCACUUAUAUGUCACUUUUACUCCGAAUCUCCAAAUUAAGCAAUCUCCAAAUGUAAUAAUGAAUACACCAAUAGAAGAUACAUAUCCAGUUAAACAUAAUUUGUUACUAGAAGGCCGAUGUGAAGGAUAUGAAAAUGGCCAAACAAUUGCUUUAUAUUAUCAAUAUAAUUGGGGACAAGUCGUCAAACUAAAUGAAUUUAAUGUCUCAGAGGAAUUGAGGACAAUUGAUUUUUCAUUUGAAUUAAUAUUGGAAUCAUAUAGAACGUCCAGGAUUAUCAAUGUAUGGGCAGUCACGAAAGAUGCUAUCAUUACAAAUUAUUUUUCAAAGUUUCUUUGUACAGGAAGAAAACCAGUUUUAUACAUCAUAACUCCUCCGAAGCAAUUAUAUUACAAGGAUAGUACAAUUUAUGUUGAUUUUGUAGGAAAUAGUGAUAUGUACGCAUAUCUUUAUUAUAAUGUUGAUAACAAAUACUAUUCAUCUUUUAAAUAUAUAAAUGAUGGAUUCAGAAAUCUAACAUAUUUAGGAUAUUUUCAACGAUGGGAUAUUUAUGAGGGAAAACAUAAUAUUACAUUAUACAUUAAAGAUGAUUAUCACUAUUCAGAAUCAUUCUACUAUGAAUUUGAUGUGAUUACAAAGCCACGGCCUUCUCUUUCAUUAUUAAAUGGAUUUCAGGGAAACAGUAGAUAUUACAAUUAUUAUCAGAACAUAUCAAUUCCGAUAAGCAUGAAAGGUGGAACAGUUGGUGAAAAUAUAACCCAUUAUGGUUCAGAAAGAAUGAAAGAGAUGUUUUCACCCCUGUAUACAGUUUUAAUUACAAUGGAACAAACGAGGUAUUUACACAUAAUUUUAAAUUACCCUAUAUUGUUGCAGAUUAUACCCAUUAUUGGACUAUAA
This is a messenger RNA of Trichomonas vaginalis G3, 1383 nucleotides long. Its product is annotated as ribonuclease H protein family. Lineage: Eukaryota; Parabasalia; Trichomonadida; Trichomonadidae. The record is from RefSeq and is a predicted model, not a curated record. The transcript has a single exon. The coding region runs from base 1 to 1383 and encodes 460 amino acids.